AUGUACUCACGUGAAAAGCUCGAGCGGUUGCUACGACAGGCAAAGGUGACGACCCAGAGCAUCCAAAAGGUAUCACAAUGGAUGCUUACUCAUCGUCAAAACUUGGCAGAAAUGGUGACGCUUUGGGCUGAAUUGAUUCGAGAAGGCGAGGCAGAGCAUCAGAUUGUGUACCUCUACAUAGCUAAUGACGCAAUGCAAGUGGGUGUACGCAAGUUUGGACGUCAUAUUGCUGCUGUUUUUGAAGAGAAACUGGUGGAAAUUAUACAACAAGUGAUGAAGGAUGGAGAGGAGAAAGUCAAACGUUGUGCUAUUAAGAUUGUAGGCAUUUGGAAGGAGCGAGGGGUUGUCACGCCGUCUCUUUUGGCCAUGCUGGAGAAUGUUUGUGCAGGCAAACCGGCAAUAGUGGAAGUGCUUGAAGCUGAUACAAUGACAGAAGAAAAGACUGCUAAAUUGUUACAAGAGAUGACGAGUGAUGCGAUAGUGGAACGAGUAUUAGAAGACAUGCCAGAGGUCGUGGAAGCAACGACGACGACGCAAUUGGCUGCGCAUGUCCAGGAUCUCGUCAAUGCUACUAUCAGUGCAGAUAUGCUGAGUGAUAGGAUGUUUCAGUUGGAGUCAAGUAUCAGUGUCUUCCAUCAUGCGUGUGCGGAACAGGACGAGGAAGAAGAUGGCGAGGUUGUUGUGGUGGGAGAAGAGAAGGAACAGACGUUUCCUUCUGUGGGGGGUAUUGCUUGGAGUAAGAUGGACCAGCACGCAUACGAUCUGGAUGUUGACAGCAGUCGUGGCCAUGUCGAGCAAUAUCGAAAGAAUCUCAUGGACCAGGCUGCGAAACGCGAAGCACUGAUUAAAAACUUGCGUGGUUUGGAGAAUAUAAACUUGUUUGCAUUCUCGCAAGGGGUGACAACUAAAGAAGAGGCAGAUCAGCAGGAACGAGCACUGGAAAGACUGUAUGCUGCAGCCUGUGAAGCGGAGACACUAGAGCUGAAGCAGCUUGAGGAACAACGCGCCGAGUUCCGUGCAAGACAAGCUUCCUUGGCUGCGUCUGCUUCAGAUCCCUUGUAUCCAGGAUAUCAGGCGCCUCAGGAUCCGUAUCGAUCAGUUGCUCCGACGAUAUUGACGCGUGGGCUGAGCGACAGUGGAAACAACUUCGUAGGCUAUCGCAGAUCCUCUCACCAGGAUGACCAGCUCCACCGAUCAUCUCCUGCGAUUCGCCGCCACAGCAGCGCCUCCGCAGCAACGAACCAUGACUUCGUGGACGCCCGGUACAACGACCAACACCGAUUCGGCGGAGAGAACGACGGUUAUGGCGGGCAAAGUGACCGCAACGGCGGACAGAACAACCGAUACAGUAUGGAUUCGCCCUCUAUGAACAAGCGAGUAAAGCUGCAUCACUCGCACAGUGCGGAGCCCCAGAACAUGCAGUGGCAGGACGUUUCUCGUCACUCGCCACCUCGGGGUGGAAUUUCGUCAAAUCCGUACGCUGCUGUGGAAAGGGAGCAUACGGCAUUCUCACCGCGUGGCAAUCGUUAUUCACCAAGGGACCACUACCAGGCCCCACCGCCGCAGCCACGCCAGGAACGCCGCACUCGAUGGGACUCGAUGCCAGAGGACCGCUACAACAACCACUACGACGACCGCCGCUGGUGA
Messenger RNA from Peronospora farinosa, 1647 nucleotides. Lineage: Eukaryota; Oomycota; Peronosporomycetes; Peronosporales; Peronosporaceae. The record is from the annotation of a GenBank genome assembly.